ACUCUUUUUUAAUAACAUAUGGAGUUCACCGGCAGAAAGGUCGGAUUCAAAGCCAAUUCAAGAAACAGGUGCACCAUUUCCUUUUUCCCUCCAAAUCCAUGCUUAGCAAAAUUAAGGAGAUUAAUGUGUCUUUCACUGAAAUUUUAGAAGAAUCAAAUUGUAUUAGACUGAUAAAUCACAGGCUUCACAGCCAAAAUCGUGAAGCUCCUAGGCGAGAAGCUGAUGAUUCAUUUUAUAAGAUUGAAGUUUUGCAAAGGGAUGCUGAUGUCUCAAAAAUUGAAAGUUUGCUGGAUGAGUUGAGCCAGGAACAUCGCCUCUCUGGCCUUUCCAUAGUGGGCAUGCCAGGUGUUGGAAAGACAACAUUAGCUAGAUCAAUAUGUGUGAGGGCAAGGGAAAAUCACCCCUCCAGUCUGGUGGCCUGGGUGCUGGUACGUGAGGAUCUUAAAGAAGAGAUGAUUUUAGGACAGAUGUUGCAAUAUCUUGAUAUCCGUGCUGGUGGAAUGACAAAAAGCGAUCCAAUACUUCAUCAUCUUGAACCAAUGUUAGAAAAUAAAAAAAUUCUUCUCAUCCUUGAUGGUUUAUGGAAUGAAGAAGAUGCUCGGUGGUUGAAAGAGUUCAUCUGUCGUCUGCCACAAUGGUUCGCAACUGCUAGGAUCUCUGUUGUCAUAACAACUAGUAAUAAAGAGGUAGCUUCAAUAAUGGACACAAUUCCUUUGCAUAAGCAUGAAUUGCAAAAGCUAUCAGAUGAAGACUGCUGGUUGAUAAUGGAGAAGAAUGUUCUCAGAUUGUCCAACAGAACUUCAAUAGAAGAUCCACAGUUGUCUGUUGGAAAGGAUAUUGCAGAACAGUGUGGGGGUUUGCCAUUAGUUGCAGCUGUCUUUUUUUUUGUUUCUAUUAGUUGCAGCUGUCUUUGGCAAGCACUACUCUGUCUAUAUUAUAAAAUAAUAAUAAUAUCAUAAAGUAAAUUGUAAACCGUACACUACUCUAUCUAUUAUUCUUAACACAUCAUUUUAAAUAUCAUAAAAAUUUAUAAAAUUAAAAUAUAAUGAAUCAUUAUUUUUUAAUAAAUUAUUUUUUAAUAA
Molecule: messenger RNA, 1082 nt
Organism: Rubroshorea leprosula
Lineage: Eukaryota; Viridiplantae; Streptophyta; Magnoliopsida; Malvales; Dipterocarpaceae
Source: the annotation of a GenBank genome assembly